Molecule: messenger RNA, 1852 nt
Organism: Cebus imitator (Panamanian white-faced capuchin)
Lineage: Eukaryota; Metazoa; Chordata; Mammalia; Primates; Cebidae
Gene: FARSB
Product: phenylalanyl-tRNA synthetase subunit beta
Exons: 16
Coding region: 39-1727 (562 amino acids)
Biological process (GO): phenylalanyl-tRNA aminoacylation
Cellular component (GO): cytoplasm; phenylalanine-tRNA ligase complex
Molecular function (GO): magnesium ion binding; ATP binding; phenylalanine-tRNA ligase activity
Source: RefSeq, a predicted model, not a curated record
GCCAGCUCGCUGCGCAGGCGCAGUGAGUUUGACUCGCCAUGCCGACUGUCAGCGUGAAGCGUGAUCUGCUCUUCCAAGCCCUGGGCCGCACCUACACUAACGAAGAAUUUGAUGAACUAUGUUUUGAAUUUGGUCUGGAACUUGAUGAAAUUACGUCCGAGAAGGAAAUAAUAAGUAAAGAACAAGGUAGUGUAAAGGCAGCGGGAGCCUCUGAUGUUGUUCUUUACAAAAUUGACGUCCCUGCCAAUAGAUAUGAUCUCCUGUGUCUGGAGGGAUUGGUUCGAGGACUUCAGGUCUUCAAAGAAAGGAUAAAGCCUCCGGUGUAUAAACGGGUAAUGCCUGAUGGAAAAAUCCAGAAAUUGAUUAUCACAGAAGAGACAGCUAAGAUACGUCCUUUUGCGGUAGCAGCAGUUCUCCAAAAUAUCAAGUUUACUAAAGAUCGAUAUGACAGCUUCAUCGAACUUCAGGAGAAAUUACAUCAGAAUAUUUGCAGGAAAAGAGCAUUGGUUGCUAUUGGUACCCAUGAUUUGGACACUCUGUCAGGCCCAUUUACUUAUACUGCAAAGCGUCCUUCGGAUAUCAAAUUCAAGCCUCUAAAUAAGACCAAGGAGUAUACAGCCUGUGAACUGAUGAACAUAUACAAGACCGACAAUCACCUUAAACAGUAUUUACAUAUCAUUGAAAACAAACCCCUGUAUCCAGUUAUCUAUGAUAGCAAUGGUGUUGUUCUUUCAAUGCCUCCCAUCAUCAAUGGGGAUCAUUCCAGAAUAACAGUAAAUACUAGAAAUGUUUUUAUUGAAUGCACUGGAACUGACUUUACGAAGGCAAAAAUAGUUCUUGAUAUUAUUGUCACCAUGUUCAGUGAAUAUUGUGAGAAACAAUUUACGGUCGAAGCUGCUGAGGUGGUUUUUCCUAAUGGAAAAUCCUAUACCUUUCCAGAACUAGCUUACCGAAAGGAGAUAGUGAGAGCUGACCUCAUUAACAAAAAAGUGGGAAUCAGAGAAACUCCAGAAAAUCUUGCCAAACUUCUGACCAGGAUGUAUUUAAAAUCAGAAGUCAUAGGUGAUGGGAAUCAGAUUGAGAUUGAAAUCCCUCCAACCAGAGCUGACAUUAUCCAUGCAUGUGAUAUUGUAGAAGAUGCAGCUAUUGCUUAUGGAUAUAACAACAUUCAGAUGACUCUCCCGAAAACAUACACCAUAGCUAAUCAAUGCUCCCAAGAAGAUAUUGCUGAUAAACUUGGUGUGGAUAUCUCUGCAACAAAGGCAGUCCACAUAAGUAAUCCUAAAACAGCUGAAUUUCAGGUGGCACGCACUACCCUUCUUCCUGGCCUCCUGAAGACCAUAGCAGCAAAUCGUAAGAUGCCCCUUCCUCUGAAACUGUUUGAAAUCUCUGACAUUGUAAUAAAAGAUUCUAAUACAGAUGUAGGUGCAAAAAACUACAGGCAUCUCUGUGCUGUGUAUUACAACAAGAAUCCUGGGUUUGAGAUCAUUCAUGGGCUGCUGGACAGAAUUAUGCAGUUGCUUGAUGUGCCUCCUGGUGAAGACAAGGCAGGCUAUGUGAUCAGAGCAUCAGAAGGGCCUGCUUUCUUUCCCGGGCGAUGUGCAGAGAUCUUUGCCGGGGGUCAAAGCAUCGGGAAGCUUGGGGUCCUUCAUCCUGACGUUAUCACCAAAUUUGAGCUGACCAUGCCCUGCUCCUCCCUGGAAAUCAAUAUUGAACCGUUUUUGUGAAGAUUGGUCUCUGUUGUAUGAUUCUCUUCCCAAGUGUCCCUUUCAUCUCCCCUGGUGUCCAUUAGUCCUCCACAGGGAAUAUCCAUUGGGCUUUAAUGUUUAAUAAAGUAGAAAGCACUGUCUGU